Molecule: messenger RNA, 1620 nt
Organism: Mycena citricolor
Lineage: Eukaryota; Fungi; Basidiomycota; Agaricomycetes; Agaricales; Mycenaceae
Source: the annotation of a GenBank genome assembly
AUGCCCCUCCCGCAUAGAUCCCGUGCCCUCUCCGUAGCACUAGUGGCUGCUGCAAGGGGCAAACCCGCCCCCCUGCUCGACCUUCCCACCGAGCUCAGUCUGGAGAUUGUAGAGCUCAGCCUGCUCGAGACCCAUUUCAACACUCUGGCCGCGGUGUCGCAGGCGUUCAAUGCGCUUGUGUCCUUCUUGCUGUACCGCCGGGUCCGGCUCGAUACCGCCGAGCAGCUGCAGCGCUUCCACGCGACGACGCGGACCAAGUCGCGCGAGUUUCUGGAAAGCCACGUCAAAGCGCUAGUGGUCACCGUCCCCCAGUCCUGCCUGACGCCAACACUUCGGAUGCAGCUCGCGCAGAUCUUGACCUCGUGCUGCGGGCUGCGGGCGGUCUUUGUUACGCGACCGGGGGCACUGGCGCAGUCUGGGAUGCCGAGCUGUAUUACCGAAUGCUGCAUCCGACGGUACGAUCCUGUGGCCUGGACGCACGCUGGGACGGCGUUUGCACAGAGCGUGACGCAUGUGCGCACAGCCGAGCCUGGGGAGGUCUGGGCGUCGCCGCUGUCGAUCAUGUCCCAUUUUGGAUGGCCGCCGCGCAUCACGCACUUUGCGCUCGCCCGGCGGGCAGAUGCGAACGAAGAGAAUGAUGCGGUGUUUGCGGAGGAGGUGGCCGCUAUCCUCGUCGAGCGCCCCGCGCUGAAGAUGCUUGUUGUGUCGAUCUUUCCGUCGCACUGGCCGCGACGCUCGAAUCAGCCAGGUUGUGUGGAAGACAGCUCGAUCUGGAAAACGCUGUCGCUGAUAUCGGAUCGUGAUUCCCGGCUGGUGGUCCAAGCUUCGGACACCAAUAGAACGGCGGAGGCAUGGCUGGAUGCCCCGGGUAGCUUUAGGGUGUUGAGCACGAUGCAUUAUGUGGCGGUGCGCCAUCGCCGGUCUUCUCCACCCAUGGCAGCGUGUUUGAGAUAUACUCGACGUGUCUGGAAGUCCUUCCUGGACAAUAAAGGCACGCGGCACGAUACGCAGUGUUUCCCGAAUCUUCAGAUUCUGAAUGCUACUCCGGGGCUGGUGAACGCGUCUUUGAAAGUGGAGCCAUACAACUGUGCGAAAUCAUAUGACCUGCUCGGUGCCAUACUGAGUUUCUUCGCUGCGCAACAGGUUGUUUUUCUGUGUGGAUCUCAGAGCUGCAGCGUGGCUGAUUCCACGCGCACAGUGCACGGGGGGCUGAUCCUCUCGCUGACCGACACUCUGGGCUCGCUGGCCGUCGCUAGCAAAGGCCAAUUCAUGACGGGCGUCUCGACCGACAUCGGAUCUUCGUUCUGCCGGCCGGCUGGGCGCCCCGGAGACGUCCUGCACGCCAAAGCACAGCUGAUCGCGAUGGGCAAGCAACUGGCCUACACCCGGGUGGAGUUUACAAAUCCAGAAGGCGUGCUGCUCGCUUAUGGAUAUCACACCAAGUAUGUGGGCAAGUCCGGAUCUCAUCCUAACAACGUGUCCUUCACGGAGGAUGGCGAGCGUGUCGUCGACGGCGAAGACUUGGAUGUGGAUUAAGCAGUAGACAUUAUCAUCAUUCUACGUACGUAGUAGACCAGCGUGAAAUUACAAGUACAGUUGGGAGAUGUGCAACGGGGACUU